Molecule: messenger RNA, 396 nt
Organism: Miscanthus lutarioriparius
Lineage: Eukaryota; Viridiplantae; Streptophyta; Magnoliopsida; Poales; Poaceae
Source: the annotation of a GenBank genome assembly
AUGAAGUCGAUCCUCCUGCUCGAGAAGCAGUGCACCCAAGGCCAGAAUUUUUUCGCGAGGAUGCGUGAUUUUCUCAAGGAAGCUGAGAUGGAGAUCAAACAAGUCCGGUGCGACGAGGAGAGGGCUCUGGGAAGAGUGAAAGAGAUCACUGAGUAUUUCCAUGGUGAUGCUGCAAAGGAGGAAGCGCACCCUCUGAGGAUAUUCAUGGUGGUGAGGGACUUCCUGUCCAUGCUGGACCAUGUCUGCAAGGAGGUCAGCCAGCAGGACAGGACGGUUGUUGGAUCUGCAAGGUCCUUCCGUAUGUCAGCGACCACGGCAAUGGCGAACCUGAAAAUGUACGGCCAGCAUGCAAGAGACGACGACGACGACGACGACGAAGACAGUUGGUCGCUGUAG